Molecule: messenger RNA, 4577 nt
Organism: Pollicipes pollicipes
Lineage: Eukaryota; Metazoa; Arthropoda; Thecostraca; Pollicipedomorpha; Pollicipedidae
Product: inhibitor of nuclear factor kappa-B kinase subunit beta
Exons: 20
Coding region: 196-2478 (760 amino acids)
Biological process (GO): peptidyl-serine phosphorylation; tumor necrosis factor-mediated signaling pathway; positive regulation of transcription by RNA polymerase II
Cellular component (GO): cytoplasm; IkappaB kinase complex
Molecular function (GO): ATP binding; IkappaB kinase activity
Source: RefSeq, a predicted model, not a curated record
GAAAAUGCCUCUUUAUUGUCAUUAUGUGCCACAAAAAGCUUACUGAGAGCCCUUCAUGAAAAAUCAAGCAAACUACUGGGUUCCUGGUUUGCAUGCAGAGCCUUGCUGGUUCUGGUCCUACUUCAUCAGAUCUUUUCCUAUUUCACCAGCUUCAUGACCUGGUUUUGAAUAGCAUCCAAAGCACAACAUACCAGGAUGCCGGAGCGGGUCGGCGACUGGACGCGGGUGCGUGACAUCGGCUCCGGGGGUUUCGGCACCGUCGUUCUGUGGACCAACGCCGACACGGGCGACAAGAUAGCGAUCAAGCAGUGCCGCUGGGGCGAGCCCGGGUCGGGCACGGAGGCCCUGCUGGUGCCCAAAGUGCGCGAGCGAUGGCAGAAGGAGGUGGAGAUCAUGCUGAAGCUGGACCACAGGGGUAUCGUCAGCUGCAUGCCCCUGCCGGCCGCCUUCCGCGUGGGCCCGACCGCCCUGCCCCGGCUCUGCAUGGAGUACUGCGUGGGCGGCGAUCUACGCAGGGUUCUCCUGAGCGCGGAGAACUGCUGCGGCCUGCCGGAGCUGGCCGUGCGCCGGUUUCUGAGUGACAUCACGGACGCCGUCGGCUACCUCCACGGCCUGCGCAUCAUCCACCGCGACCUCAAGCCCGAAAACGUGGUGCUGCAGGAGGUCGACGGACGGACCGUGUACAAGCUGAUCGACCUGGGGUACGCCAAGGAGCUGGACCAGUCCAGCGUGUGCACCUCGUUCGUCGGCACGCUGCAGUACCUGGCGCCGGAGCUCUUCCUCACCAACAAGUACACCUGCACGGCCGACUACUGGAGCCUGGGUCUGGUGGCACAUGAGGUGGUCACUGGUGUCCGCCCCUUCUUACCCAACAUGGUGCCAGCCAAGUGGAUGCAGCACGUGUCGCAGAAGGGCCCCGACGACAUCUGCGCGGAGGAGUUGGAGGACGGCACGAUCGUGUUCCGCUCGGAGAUCGUCGGCUGUACCCAUAUCUCCAGGCCGCUGCGGCAGCAGCUGGAGCCGUGGCUGCGGCGCCUGCUGGACUGGGAGCCGCGGCGGCGCGGCCGCCUCUCCGCCGACUCGCCGCACGUGGUGGUGUUCGACCAGCUGCAGCAGCUGCUGCAGCGCAAGGUGGUGACCGUGUUCGGCGUGGCCGGCUGCCAGCUGCUGCACCUAGAGAUCGACCAGCAGACGACGAUGCGGGACGUGCAGGCAUUUGUAAAGCUCAGCACAGGCCUCGAGCCGACCCGCCAAGACCUGCGCCUGCCCAGGGGUGACCGACCCGGCACCAGCCCCGCCCAGUCGGCGCUCCAGUGCUGGGCGCCGCCGCAGGAGGAGACCGAGUGGGUGCUGUACGUGUUCGACGCGGCCGGCGCAGAGGGCGGCGGCUCGGCCGACAUUCAGCUGCCGCCACUGGUGCUCGAGAUGCUGAAGGACACGGAGCACCGGCCGGCCUACUACCGACAGAGGGCAGUGUACGGACAGGCGGUCUUCCUGAUUCAGCAGCAGACCAGACUGCUGUCACUACUGCAGAAGGCGCAGCACGUCCACAUGAUGUCGCUGGCCGGCACCAUGUCGCGGCUGACGCGGCUCAGCGAGCGCAUGACCUGUGACCUGGCGCGGCUGCAGGCCUCCUCCGAGCUGUUCCACGCCUCGCUCGGGUGGGACGAUGAGAACUACAGCCGGCAGGCGGCCGCCGGCGGCGUCACAUCGGCCCGCGUAUACGGCACGUGGCGCCAAGCGGGUGAGCAAGUGCGGCGGCGCCACCACCAGAGCCACGAACUCGUGCAGCAGCUGACGGCGGCUGUGCGUGACGUCACGCGGCGCGGCACCGAGCUGCAGCGCGUGCCUGGCAACCGGCAGAAGCCCGAUGGCUUCGGGCUCUUCUAUGAGAAGGCGUGCGAGGUGUACGAGGCCCACCGGCGCCGGCCCAAGGAGCAGCGCGGCCAGCGCACGAGCAACGCCGAAAUGAUCCGCAUCGUCGCCAAGUUCAUCCGGAACAGGAGCGAGCCGUUCGCCGAGCUGUACCGCGUGAUCGGGCGACAGCAGGCGAUCCAGCGGGAGGUGGACGAGCUCUCGCGGCCGCUGUCAGAAGCCAUCGAUGGUGUGCACCGGUGCCUGGACCUCAUCUCGCGCUAUCAGAAGCAGCGCCAGAGCGAGAUCUGGAAGUUCAUGGAGCUGGUGCUUCACGCGAGCGCUGCUCUGCCGCCCAGUAACGCUAGCAGCGCGUCCGGCCGCACCGCCUCCACGGUCGUCUCAGACAGUGCGGAGGUCUCCGGCCACGCCCCGGAAGCUCUGCCCGCUGCCGACGCAGAGGUAGUAUCGCUGGCCAACCUGCUGGACUCCGCGACGCUAGAGACAUCUGACGCCGUCUCGGAGAACCUCAACCUGCACGCAGAGAUCAGCCAGGUGCUGCAGUCCACUGAGCCAGCCCCGUCACCUGACGGCGACCCGAUAGACUGGAACUUCCUUAAGUAGUCACUGGAUGGCGCUGCCGUCGGUGCGCGUAUUGUGGCACAGCGUCUGGAAUGGUGCGCUCGUUCGUCCAAUCAGCGAAGGAUCUGAAACGGCUGCCACAACGCUUCUGCUCCGGACCAAAGACUGUACUCUUCGAAGCGGUGCCUUCUGCGUGGGGUCCGGACCACGUGCCAUAAGACGAUAGUUUUUACAUUGCUUUACGAAUGUCAGGGCUCGUGAAAAGAAGCAAUAGUGUGUGUUCGUGGGCUGGCGCGUUUGCAUGUGUUGGGCGCUGUCCGUCGGGAUGCUCGUCGAUUCCGGUUGGCGGUCGCCUUUUUGCCUUCCUGCGCGACUUAUGCUGUAUGUUAGACGGCCUGUGACCCAAGAUAUCGUGCUUCAGUGCAAAAUUCAGGACACUUCUGUGCACGGGCGACUCCAAAUUUCUAGACACCAGCGAUCGCCGCUUCCUGAGGCGGCACCCCAUGCGGGGCCCGCCCGAUCAGGGGCGCUCACGGCCUGUUAUCGCAUGGGAGCUCUCGGCCAGUCCGCUGGCCUGCUUGUCUCAACUCACCUGUGCGCCCGCGCGCCGCGCUUGGCCCAACAGCCCCGGGAACGACGCUUGGCGGCGAUCGGCUCCGCGCGUUCACUGCGUUCACUGCGCUGUGAGCUUGAAACGCACGGUCCCGCUCGCUUUGCUCGCCGGUUGGCCGCCCCGCACCGUGAAGUGCCGAGCGCGUGCGCGCAGCGAGCGUGCUCGGUUGGCCUGAGCCCAAGUGGCUCCACCGCUGUUGCUGUCGGCUGGGCGGGCGCGCGGCUCGACGGCUCCACAUUGUCCGGCGCCGGUCGUCGGAGGGAGCGCGGGGGCGGGCGUGGCCGCGCGCGUGUCGACGCCCCGAGACCAUGUGGUACCGGGGGUCCCGAGUCUGGUUGGUACCGGGAGUCCCGAGUCCACGUGGUACCGGGAGUCCGAGCACUCCUAGUACUGCAUUCUCUUAUGCACUCUCAAUAUGACUCAGAGCACUUUCAGUGGUGCUGGAGUGGUCAGGGAUAUGCGGUGCUGAAGUCGUCGGGGAUGCGUGGUGGUCGGGUCGUUGGUGAUGACACAUUCCGCGCCGGAUGGUGCCCGUUGUUGGCUGUGGGUGCUGCGACUUGGCCUGCUCCGUCCGCCACCGCUCCCGCCAUCGCCGUUGCCCCCGUCCCUGACCCCGCCGAGGCCCUCAAAGGCUUCCGCGCGGCGCUUGCGACAAUCUUCUAACGCGGCGCACCAGCCGAGAUGGGCUAAUGCGUGUCUGUCGUCGCUCACACGCCACCGCCUUGUGCCGCCACGUCCAGCCACCAGCCGUGAUGCUCUAUGCAGUACUCUGUCGCUAACUGCGGUGGAUUGACUCCGCAGCGUUUUCCUUUUGUCCCAGAAAACGACACGCUGGAAACGACGCUACACUCUAGUCACGACGUGUGCCAAAUUACGACGCCGCAUGUCACGUGACUAUGCCUAUGCUGUGUUAUGUACUGUAGACAAGCGCCUGGAAGACAGCUUUCCUCCGCGGGAUUUGGCUUGCAUAAUCACCCGAUGUCUUCAUAUGACAGGUGGCUGAACCGUCUUACCGCGGCGGGGGUGGUGCAGCCCUACAUGCGGACCCCUAUAUCAUAUUUUUAGACUGGUUGUUCGCACAGUUGCCACCACUGGUUUUAAGUAUCGUGUUUUUUCGUCCGCAAUCAGUGUUUGGCUUGGCGAGUUAACGCAUCGCUUUUAUCAUAUGCUUAGCUGAGUUUUGACCCCUCUACUACGUACCUUUUUAAUUGCUUGACGCGGCAAAGCACAAAUUCGUCCCCUCGCGAUCUUGCCUGGGGAACUGCUAGAAGCUGAAGGCAUGUGCUGGUAUCCUCGCACCCCUCUUCAGCCGUAAUCCCUGUGGGUUGAAUUGUGAUGGAGUUGUUAUGUCCAUGGUAAUCGAACGCGUUCGCCAGACUGCAACUGCUGGAUGCCGAUUUGUGACACAUCUUAAGCCGCCCUGGUGUUAUGCGGAAGUGCUUUCCGGCGUGACCUGCUGGUUGGGCGGGCGCUCCUGCGUCGCGCGUUGAAGCGCCGCGUCUCCGUGAAUAAAAUCCAAGUGCUUUGA